CAUCCGGGUCACGUCGGUCUUCCGGGUAUUUCCCGAUAGGGCUUUCUACGCCUCUUUUCUUCGGUUACUUUUUGGUCUUCCGUCUCUUGCCACCGCCCCCGAUCUCCCACACCCUUGCCGGCCCUGCCUUUUCUUGUGUCGCUCCUCCCUGCUGCCGAGGCCGAGGCUUAGCGCUCAGCCCGGAGCCGGGCCUACCCAUUCCGCGUGGGCACUACCUCCUUUGGCUCGGGAGGAAGCUAGGACCAAGCGCGUCGGGCCGUCGCUCCUCCGGCCCUGGAGCUCCUGGGCUGGGGGUGCUGGCCGACCCUCCUGCGCAGUCCUUUCCCGAGAACACUUUCUAGGACCAAACGAGGAAGAGUGUCUCGGGACUCUGCAUGGGGUUUCAAAGGGUGGUGAAGAGCUAAGGUAGAAGAAUACAUGUUCUCUUUUAGUGAACAAGAGCAUGUUCCCAAACUCAAUUUUGGGUCGCCCGCCUUUCACUCCAAACCAUCAACAACAUAAUAACUUCUUCGCCCUGUCACCAAGUCUUUAUUCACACCAGCAACUUAUAGAUGCACAAUUCAGCUUUCACAAUGCAGACUUGUCUAGAGCUGUGUCACUGCAGCAGUUGACGUAUGGGAAUGUCAGUCCAGUACAGACCUCAGCUUCCCCGUUAUUUCGAGGAAGGAAGAGAUUAAGCGAUGAAAAGAAUCUUCCUCUUGAUGGUAAACGGCAGCGUUUUCAUUCACCCCACCAAGAGCCAACUAUAGUUAACCACAUAGUGCCUUUAUCAGAUGAAAGAAGAUACUCAAUGUCACCAUUGUUUCACACACACUAUGUACCAGAUAUAGUCAGAUGUGUUCCACCUUUUCGAGAAAUAUCAAUUUUAGAACCUAGAGAAAUCACACUGCCUGAAGCCAAAGAUAAGUUGAGUCAGCAGAUACUGGAGUUAUUUGAAGCAUGUCAGCAGCAAGUAAGUGAUUUAAAGAAGAAAGAACUCUGUCGAACAGAGCUUCAGAGAGAAAUUCAACUGUUAUUUCCACAAAGCAGACUUUUUUUAGUUGGGUCGUCUUUAAAUGGAUUUGGUACUCGGAGCAGUGAUGGUGACUUAUGUCUAGUUGUUAAAGAGGAACCAUGUUUUUUUCAGGUAAAUCAGAAGACUGAAGCACGGCAUAUACUCACCUUAGUCCACAAACACUUCUGUACUAGACUUUCUAGUUACAUUGAGAGACCUCAGUUGAUUCGAGCAAAAGUGCCAAUUGUGAAGUUCAGGGAUAAAGUCAGUUGUGUGGAGUUCGACUUGAAUGUAAACAAUAUUGUUGGAAUAAGAAACACAUUCCUUCUUAGAACUUAUGCAUACCUUGAAAAUCGAGUUCGUCCGUUAGUACUGGUGAUUAAGAAGUGGGCCAGUCACCAUGAUAUAAAUGACGCCAGUCGCGGUACUUUAAGCAGCUAUAGUCUUGUACUGAUGGUUUUGCACUAUUUACAAACCUUACCUGAACCCAUCCUUCCAUCCAUCCAAAAAAUUUACCCAGAGUCUUUUAGUCCUUCUGUACAGUUGCACCUUGUACAUCAGGCGCCAUGUAAUGUUCCUCCUUACCUCUCAAAGAAUGAAUCAAACCUUGGGGACCUCUUACUGGGCUUUCUGAAGUACUAUGCUACAGAAUUUGACUGGAAUAGUCAGAUGAUUUCAGUUCGUGAAGCCAAAGCCAUUCCCAGGCCUGAUGGUAUUGAAUGGAGAAAUAAAUACAUCUGUGUAGAAGAACCUUUUGAUGGAACAAAUACAGCAAGAGCUGUGCAUGAAAAACAGAAGUUUGAUAUGAUCAAGGAUCAGUUUUUAAAGUCAUGGCACAGAUUGAAAAACAGAAAAGAUUUGAACAGUAUACUACCUUUAAGAGCUGCUAUCCUGAAAAGAUAACUGGCCUCUAUUUCUUAAUAAAGAACAGUAGUUACAUCAUAAUACGUUUUGUCUACCUUCAUCGUGGUUUCUUUUUAAUUGUUCUUGUUUUCAUGUUUUAUUCUUAAGAAGACAUACUUCUAUAAAGAGUGCAUAUUUUAUUAUGACGUUUCCUAAUAAAACCCUUUGAUUUAAA
Messenger RNA from Odocoileus virginianus texanus, 2072 nucleotides. The record is from RefSeq and is a predicted model, not a curated record. NCBI's taxonomy places the organism in Eukaryota, Metazoa, Chordata, Mammalia, Artiodactyla, Cervidae.